Molecule: messenger RNA, 2023 nt
Organism: Gamsiella multidivaricata
Lineage: Eukaryota; Fungi; Mortierellomycota; Mortierellomycetes; Mortierellales; Mortierellaceae
Exons: 4
Coding region: 244-1953 (569 amino acids)
Source: RefSeq, a predicted model, not a curated record
CGUCGAGAUCGCCCCACAGAUCGUAUGGGCCAGGCCAGUCAGCCAAGCCCAGUACUCGCUCGACGAUGUCUAUCUCCUCCUUGCUAGGUAAGGCACAGUUUAUUCUGCGCCCUUUUCUUUCUUUUCUUUGAUCCCGUGCACUCAUUCUUCCCUGCAAAAAAAGAAAAGAAAUGGCCAGGGCGCUCAAGAGGAUGAGAAAGUGAAAUAUCUCACGGAGCUGCUGCAUAUCAGCAUUGUAGUACGAUGGCUGCUUUGUGGUACAAUGCUAAAACAAGGCUCUUACUGGCCCUGCACUUUUUAGACAGCGAGAUCAGGCCAUGCCAUCAGAGGAACUCUGGGAGCGAGGAGGGCGACGUUGAUAGUGGAGCAUUGGAAGUUAAUCAACAGCAGAAGCAGCAACAUCACCAUCAUGACCAAGUGCCGCAUUCAUAUCCAGGAGAUACAAUGCACCAUCAUCACCGUCACUUGCCGCACCCGCAUCAUCAACACCAACAUCUUCAUGGACGUGUACACCAUCAUCAUCCUCAGCAUGUUACACACCCGCAUGUUAUACACCAGCAUGCGCAUCAACAUACCGCGCCCCCACAUCAUCAUCAUCACCAUGUACACCAGCACUCUCUGCACCAUGAAAAAUCGACGCAUACUUCUGCGUUUUCAUACAUGCCACGGUCGCUUGGUCUUAGACUCAACCCACGACUGAAGGUGAACGCGACACAGGUGUACAUAUCUUAUCUGAUCCAGCUCGAUCAAAUGCAACGAGCCCAACAUCUGAUGCGGUCUUCAGAAAAGAGAAAAUCGGUCCAUGACACAGUCGCCAGCCAUUCUGAUCCCGCAGGACACCCCCCACAUAAGCACCACCAGCACCCUCACGCUCGCACGCCCAGCUGUGGUGAAUCGACUUGUAGCGCGCAGGUGGUCCCUCGAGAAGAAGAGGUCGCCGGACGCUGUGAGGGCACAUUGUCACCGUCGGCUUGCGAUACUACCGCCUUAGACGAGCGACCCAAGCGCUACUCCAAUAAACCGGACGGUGCAGAUUCGGUAGCGGAUGAGAAUUGCAUGCAGAUGGUCGUAGCCUCCUCCGAGACUGUAGACAGGAGCUCGCCUCAGAUAUCGCGACAGACACAGCAGCAGCAGCAGCACCUGCACACGCACGCCCCGCACCAACAUACACACCUGCAUCCGCACGGACACGGACAUGCGCAUGCGCACGCACAUCUACACGCGCAUCAUUCUGCGCCGGUGUUGCCGGCCCAUAUCCAUCCAGCACAGCACCAUCACCACAUCAUCCCGUCGCUGCCUGUGAAGCUGGAUCGAGGCACAGCCAAGGCGAGCGGAUCGACGGCGGUACAUAGGCAUCAUACGUUACACCACCACCAUCCGCAUCAUCAUCCGUACCAUCCAAACCAUCCGAAUCAUCAACACCAUUUCCAUCACCAUCUCGGACAUAACCACCAUGCGCACCAUACGCAUAGCACACACGGGCACAACCACAUGCAUGUGCACCAGCAUCCGCAUCCGUAUCAUGCGCACACACACGCACGUGCACGUAAUGGGCAUGUACACACGCACACGCCACUGGCGCAGAAUGCGUACCCAAGGUCGACUCUUCAGGAACGAAAGAACGCACAGAUGCUGGCGCUCCCGGCGCCUGCGGUUCGAAAACAGGGUCGACAAUCAGUCUCGCCAGUGACGGAGGAUGACCACCAACAGCCAAAGAGGCAGCAACAGCAACAGCAACAGCAGCGGCAGCAGCAGGAUAUAGAAGGACAAGAAGACGGCCGUGGAGGGUCUCGACGGGGGAGUGAUGUGAACACGGAGGAUGCGCAGCCGCGACUAGAGAAUGGGGACUCUUCGCCGCUGCCACAACCACUGCCAAAGUCUAGGUCCCCAACACAACCGGUGGUGCCGAUAGCGGUCUCGGCACGAGCUGCGAACGCCAUGGCGGUGGAUUGACUCGGGAGCACAGAUAUCCAAGAAAUAGAGUGAUCACGACUGUAGAAAUAAAUCUAAUUGUACUUUUAGC